Molecule: messenger RNA, 3056 nt
Organism: Alosa sapidissima (American shad)
Lineage: Eukaryota; Metazoa; Chordata; Actinopteri; Clupeiformes; Clupeidae
Gene: slc19a3a
Product: solute carrier family 19 member 3a
Exons: 7
Coding region: 432-2009 (525 amino acids)
Biological process (GO): transmembrane transport; vitamin transport
Cellular component (GO): plasma membrane
Molecular function (GO): vitamin transmembrane transporter activity
Source: RefSeq, a predicted model, not a curated record
CAUUUUUAUUGAGCUGCACUUGUGUGUAAGCCUCAUUAGAAGUUUGGUUCAUUAAGACAGAUUCUUCAUAUCGAUUGGACAAUUGAAAUUAAAAGUUCGAUACCAUCCAACCUGAAUUGGGACCAGGGAAAAGACAUACUUCCACAGAAGACACCACACACUCUCUCACAUACCCACACACAAUGCUGUUGCAGUGACAUCACCAGAACAGGUAACAGGCAGAGUUUUUACAAUCAAUGUGUCUGCAUUCAAGAUAACUGCUAUCCUGUUUGUGUACACUGCAUAUUACAGGAAGCUGUGUCUCUUACCAAGGAAACACACUUCUCUCUCUCUCUCUCUCUCUCUCUCUCUCUCUCUCACACACACACACACACACACACACACACCACACACACGCACACACACGCACAGCGUGUAUUAUCUGUUGUACAAUGGAGUGUGUGAAAACAUGGAGAACAGGUUGGGCAUAUCCCACCACUCUGCUGUGUGCCUAUGGCUUUUUCACUACCGUCAAACCUUUGGAACCGUUCCUCACUCCUUACCUCACUGGACCUGACAAGAACCUCACCAUAGAACAGCUGACCAAUCAGAUUUACCCAGUGUCCACUUACUCAUAUUUGGCAGUCCUCGUGCCCGUUUUCCUGCUCACUGAUUGGCUGCGCUACAAGCCUGUGAUCGUGUUCCACUGCUCCUCCCUGCUGGUGACGACUGGCAUGCUGCUGUGGCUGGACAGCGUGCCUCAGAUGCAGGCUACGCAGUUCUUCUAUGGCGUAGUGAUGGCCAGUGAAGUAGCCUACUACUCCUACAUCUACAGUGUGGUGGACCUCCGGCACUACCGCAAGGCCACCUCCUACUGCCGCGCCACCCAGCUCCUGGGCUACACGGUGGGCUCCGUACUAGGCCAGCUCCUGGUCUCAUUUGGCCUGCUGUCCUACCACUACAUACUGGUGUUCACCCUGGUGCUCAUUGCGCUGGCAUGGGGGGUGUCUUGGCUUCUUCCUAUGCCCCAGAGAAGCAUGUUCUUCCACCAAAGAGUAAAGACGCAGCACAGGAGUGGGACAGAAGAUGAGGAAGAUGGAAAUGACCAGCCUGUCUCAGACGUCCCCAAAACAGUGGAAAUCUGUCUGAAUCAUUCAGCCUCUCCAGAUGAUACUUCCCACACAGCAGCACCUGUUGACAUGGCUACACUUCAGGGAGCAGCCAGCAGGGGGCGAUCUCUUAGCAGCAGCAGCUCCACAAAGAGCUCAGUCAUUGGUGGCGCUGGGAUUGAGACUUGUGCGGAUCCUCCUCCUCCUGCAGAGCCAGCGGGCUGCGUGGGGGUGCUGGUGCGGCUCUGGAGGGACUUCCUGCAGUGCUACUCCACGCCGGGGCUCCUGCGCUGGUCCCUGUGGUGGGCUCUGGCCACCUGCGGCUACAACCAGAUCCUCAACUACGUGCAGGUGUUGUGGGAGCACAUCGAGCCGUCCAGCAACUUCACUGUCUACAACGGAGGAGUGGAGGCUGCCUCCAGUCUGUUUGGUGCUACCACCGCCUAUGCCAUUGGCUUCACUCAGGUGGACUGGCACCAGUGGGGCGAGCUGGCACUGGGCUCCUUCUCGGGCAUGGGUGGCGGUGCCCUCUACCUGAUGGUUUUCUCUGGAAACAUCUGGGCGUGCUACUGUGGCUAUGUGCUCUUCAAGUGCCUCUACAUGCUGCUUAUCACCAUUGCAAUGUUCCAAAUAGCUGCAGAUUUAUCAAUGGAGCGCUACGCCCUGAUUUUUGGCGCAAAUAACUUUGGUGCCCUGGUGCUCCAAACAGUCAUCACUGCGGUGGUGGUGGACAGUGGAGGGCUGAGCCUGGACAUUGUAACACAGUUCAUCAUCUACGGGAGUUACUUCUGUGUCAUCGCUCUAGUGUUCUUCGUCUGGGGAGUCUACAACGCUGUGAGCCACAAGAGACACAGGGACUCCCCAAAGCAGACUGAGGUGACGCAAGCAGACCUGUGUUCCGACGUACAACACAAGUUCUGAUUAAUUCAGAAACAUACAUGAUGCACUAAAGAGCGCAAGCAGCUUUUCAGACUCCAGUCCGUUCAGUAGGAGCUAGUGUGAUCCUCAAUACUCACUCAUUUAAUUGCUCAAAAACCAAACAAACACUACACUAUACUACUACUACUACUAUUCUAGUGUGCAAUCUUAGUAUACUCAUUUAAUUGUUGAAAACAAGGUAUCUGACAAAGCAAGUGAAUCUGUGACAGGAGGGGUAUGAAGGGUAAUGAUUUUCUACUACUACAUUGUCUAUGGGGUGAUUUGUGCUGGUUUGUGCAGUGUCCCAUCAGUGAUUCUCCCCCUAGCCCUGUACAAAACUCAGACGGUGGAUGAAGGCUAAUGUGUGAAAUUAUGGUUUGUGUUCCUGCCUCUAUAAAAAUUCAACCUAUGUGGAACCAUCACAAAAAUAUUGACAAUAAAAAACAAUCUAUUUCUGGGACCUAAAUGGGACUGCCUUCUCCGACUCCGCAAAAGCAAACUAUUGCCAACCUGGGGCGCGUUUCCCAAAACCAAAGUUGCUAACCUGUUAGCAAUGGGAAAUUGCAUUGCAACCAACUUAGUUAGCAACUAUGGUUUUGGAAAACGCGCCCCUAAGCAGUAACUGGGCUACUGUAAUAUCCUCAGUCACAAAGUAUGUACAUGUACGUAUGUAUGUAUGUAUGUAUGUAUGUAUGUAUGUAUGUACAUGUAUAGAUGCAUGUAUGUGUUUGUGUGUACUCUUUUUUUGUUGUCAAACAUAUACACAAUACAAAUGAUGUUAAUACAUCUUUUUGUUACACAGAAAACACAUUCUGAACCAUAAUCACUUGAAAUGUUUUAGUUAAAAUUCAUUUUUAAUAUAUACUGUAUAUAUAAUAUAUAUAUACACACAUUAACUUAAAUUUCAUAUAACGCCCAGUAGAAGUGGUCGGUCCAGUCUGAAGGGGCUUCACAGGUGAUGCUGUUCCAGGUGAGCCCACCUGAUCUCCUCUGGGUCCCUGUUCCCCAGGGCGCUGGCAGCAGAGAGAAUAAACAGAACCACUCCUCUCC